This is a messenger RNA of Lepus europaeus (European hare), 585 nucleotides long. RefSeq names its product RNA polymerase II subunit A C-terminal domain phosphatase SSU72-like. Bases 1 to 585 code for a protein of 194 amino acids. The transcript has a single exon. The record is from RefSeq and is a predicted model, not a curated record. Lineage: Eukaryota; Metazoa; Chordata; Mammalia; Lagomorpha; Leporidae. Gene Ontology annotation, molecular function: RNA polymerase II CTD heptapeptide repeat phosphatase activity. Gene Ontology annotation, cellular component: nucleus; mRNA cleavage and polyadenylation specificity factor complex. Gene Ontology annotation, biological process: termination of RNA polymerase II transcription.
AUGUCGUCAGUGCCGCUGCGCGUAGCUGUGGUGUGUUCAAAUAAUCAGAACCGAAGCAUGGAGGCGCACAGGGUCCUCAGCAAACGAGGUUUCAACGUCCGGUCUUUCGGGACGGGCGCUCAGGUGAAACUUCCAGGGCCGGCAAUUGACAAGCCAAAUAUUUAUGAUUUCAAAACCACGUAUGAGGAGAUGUAUAACGAUCUUGUUAGGAAAGACAAGAUCCUCUAUACACAGAAUGGAAUUCUACAUAUGUUGGACAGAAAUAGGAGAAUCAAGCCGCAUCCAGAAAGGUUCCAGAGCUGCAAGGAUACAUUCGAUCUGAUCGUCACUUGUGAAGAGAGAGUCUACGACCAGGUGGUGGACUGUCUCACCUCUCGAGAACAGGAGACCUGCCAGCCGGUACACGUGAUCAACGUGGACAUCCAGGACAGCUACGAAGAGGCCACAUUAGGGGCGUUCCUCAUCUGUGAGCUCUGCCAGAGUCUGCAGCACGCCGAGGACAUGGAGAACGAGAUGGAGGAACUGAUCCAGGCGUUGGAGAAGAAGAGCAGCAGGGCCUUCCUGCACACCAUCUGCUUCUACUAG